GCUAGUUAUUUUAUUGUUCAACGCAAAACAUACAUGUAUGUUAUUAAAUUUCAGAAUUCGCCAAUGAACUGAAAUGUCGAACGUAUCUAGAAUAGCAGUUUUUGUGGAAAUUAACCUGGACCAGUUUUAGUCCGUUAAAAAUAGCCUUUGAGUAUUGAAUUUAUUUCUCAUACAAGUUGGUGUCAAAGCAAGAUCAGUUAUUUAUUUCAAAUUAAUUUCUUUGCACAUAUUCACCACAGACUAAUUGGAGAUAUUAUUUGAUUAUUUGUAAAAAAGAAUCAUAUAUAUUGCGACGCUGUGUGGGCAUUCACAAUGAAUGCUUAAAUGUCAGUUGUACUAAAAGAGUUUUCAAAAAGUGCUCUCAUCUCACCAACACAAAAGCAUUUCGUAACUGUCAAUGAUUGACAGGCACAAGCGAGUAGUUCAAGAAGAGAAAAAAUCCAAUAAUUUCUACACAUUUGUUAAGUUUCUGCCGUUUCGUUCGUGUCUCGUAGGUUUUGUCAAUUGGAAAUUUUUUGAAAACCAUAAACAUACGGGAAACAAUUCGGUUUGUGAAGUUUGACUAAUUUAUUAUUUAGUGUGAAAACAUAAGUUCGUACAGUAUCCUCAUACCGAACCGAUUGUAUAAAAAGUCGCGAACGUAAGCCAAGCGAAGAAAAUUGAACGCGUAUCCGUGGAAAAGCUAGUGCUUGGGUGGAUAUUUUCUCGAUUUUCCACAGUUGUGUCAUAUAUACCCAUACAUAUUUUUUUUUCCAAAAAAAGUGACUUGUCUGCAGUGAAGUUUAAGCACACGGUAUGUUUACAGAGGAAUGUGUUAAAAAUAAAUUAAAAACUGUAUAUAAAUAUAGAGUGAACGAACUAUCUGCUCUGUUCUCGUUUGUUUAUAAAACGUAAGAAAAUCGUAAAAAAUUACACAAGCAAACCUAAACCAAAGGGGGUGUAUGUGUAGAUUAUUGCUGCAGUUGUAAAUAACGCGAGAGGUGGGCUGAAAGUAAAAAAUCGAUCUCACGCAUAACAAGUCUUCUGGCUGCGUCAUCGAAAUCGAAAUAUAUUUCAUGUGUGUGAUUUGACUACAAAUACAUAUGUACUAUAUAUAAACUUAUAUAUUUAUAUAUUUCAACUUGAAGUUUAUUGGAAUUUAUUGUGGUUUAAUAAAUACACAUAUAUGUAGAUCUGUAUAUAUGUACGUAUAUUUCGCAAAAACUUUUUAAACAUUCCUUUUGACAACUAUAUAAAUCACAAAGAAACUUAAAAUAUAUAAUUUUGGAAAAUGUUCAGUCCUGAUUAUGAGAAACGUAUACUAAAACAUUGCAGUCCGGUCGCUCGAAAUCUUUUCAACUCCUUUGAAGCAGCCUCCACAUCAACAUCGCUCGACAGAUUCAUACCAUGCAGGGCCAACAACAAUUGGCAAACAAAUUUCGCAUCCAUAAAUAAAUCGAAUGAGAACUCGCCGCAGACGAGUAAAAAGCAACGCGACUGCGGUGAAUCUGCACGUGAUAGCUUAGCAUAUUCCUGUCUAUUAAAGAAUGAACUUCUUGGCACCGCCAUCGAGGACGUUAAGGCGGUUAGUGAUGAGCGUAAUGAGAACACCUAUACGCCAGCAGCGAAACGAAGUCUCUUCAAGUACCAAUCACCGACAAAGCAGGAUUUCAAUGAGCAGUGUCCAUAUUCGCUCUCACCAGUCAGCACGAAGAGUCAGAAGCUGUUGCGAUCACCACGAAAAGCAACCAGAAAAAUAUCGCGUAUACCCUUUAAGGUGUUAGAUGCGCCAGAGCUGCAAGAUGAUUUCUAUUUAAAUUUGGUCGAUUGGUCGUCUCAAAAUGUGCUCGCUGUCGGACUGGGCAGCUGUGUUUAUCUAUGGAGCGCAUGUACUAGUCAAGUAACACGCCUAUGCGACCUUAACACCGAUUCGAACACCGUGACAUCGGUGUCAUGGAAUGAGCGUGGCAAUUUGGUGGCGGUGGGUACACAUCACGGCUUCGUCACCGUUUGGGAUGUGGCUGCUAGUAAACAGAUCAAUAAAUUGACUGGUCAUUCUGCACGAGUGGGCGCUUUAGCGUGGAAUGGUGAAAUUUUGUCCAGUGGUUCGCGUGAUCGUUUGAUAAUUCAGCGGGACACACGCACACCAGCACAACAAUCGGAACGUCGUUUGGCAGGCCAUCGACAAGAGGUUUGUGGUCUCAAAUGGUCACCGGACAAUCAAUAUCUGGCAAGUGGCGGCAAUGACAACCGUCUCUAUGUAUGGAAUCAACAUUCGCUAAAUCCCGUGCAAUCGUAUACAGAACAUACGGCAGCGGUAAAAGCGAUUGCCUGGUCACCACAUCAUCAUGGUCUAUUGGCUAGUGGCGGCGGCACUGCCGAUCGUUGCAUUCGGUUUUGGAACACUUUAACAGGCCAGCCAAUGCAGUGCGUCGACACUGGUUCACAAGUGUGCAAUUUGGCAUGGUCGAAACACUCAUCUGAGCUGGUAUCAACGCAUGGUUACUCCCAAAAUCAAAUAUUGGUUUGGAAAUAUCCAUCACUAACACAAGUGGCCAAACUAACGGGUCACUCAUAUCGCGUACUAUAUUUGGCACUUAGCCCGGAUGGAGAAGCAAUCGUGACGGGAGCUGGUGAUGAGACGCUACGCUUUUGGAAUGUCUUUAGUAAAGCGCGCAGUCAAAAGGAGAAUAAAUCUGUACUGAACUUAUUUACCAAUAUAAGAUAAAUUUCUGCUGGCGAGUAGGGAAAUAAAUUGGAGUUGAAAUCUUUGCUUGUUUAUUGAGCACAUUUAUAGCUAGCUAAUACUAAAAAGCCAUUAACACUAAAAUCUACAAUUAAAAUUUAGAAAAUGCGCAGUUAAAAUUGAAAAUUUACCAAAUUAACGUAAAAAUUAUAAAUUAUAUUUAUGAGAAUAGCUGCGAGCUUAGAGGAAGCGCAAAUGUUUCUCUAAUGAAGCAAAUUUUCCUUUCGACUACAUAUAAAAUUUAUUUAUAUAAAGAAUUAUCUCAAAUUAUAUAAAAGAAUUAAGUUUGUUUUAUAUAUAAUAACAGUGUGUCAAAAUUAUUUAUAAAGCAAACUUUUUUGUUGGUAUUUUUUAUGUGCCAGCCACGUGCUUGCUUAUUAUGCAUGUUUGAAAGCACUAUAAAAAUCAUUUACAUGUUAAAAGUACUUAAAAAGUAUCAAAAUUUGCUUCAUUAUUAGAAAUAAGCGCAUAAUAAGUAAUUCGCUACUUGAAAUAAAAGUGCACUGUGCAAAAGUCAACAGUACACCAUAUUGUUUAUCGGUUCUUCUGCUAUGAAUGAGCACGAUUAUGGUUUAAGAGAGAUGUAUUAAACAUUUAACGAUUUUCACAACAAGCAAUGCUGUUUAAAGAAGAAAUCAGUUCCUAAGCAAAGCAAUAUGGCAAAUGACUGCACAGUGAACAUUUUAUUGGAAUCUUAAAUUGAUUACUAAUAGUAGUAAUAAAAUGUUUAAAAGUAAAAAAUAAAUUGUAAUUUGACUUAGUAUUAUAAAAUUCACACUGAAAGAACGUGCAAUGUUAAAACAGAUUAUCUCCGUUUUUGAAGAUAAUUAUAAACUCAAAGAAAAUUUACUUUAAACACAAUAUACAUAUAUAUAUUUUUUUGUAUGAGGCUUGAGGUAUUUUUGACAAAACAAUGCAGUUUUUAAAUUGGAAUUGUAUUAUAUGCAACAUUUUAAAUAUUGCAAGAGUUAAAUUUACAGUCCUGUUUAUUAUUAUAUUAUUUUGAAUUACAUUUAUUGGCUUAUAACAAAUACAUAUAUAUUAUAGAGUUUGUAUAAUAUUUAACUAAAAUGUCCUAUUGAGGCACAUGAGAAAAUCAUUAAUGCUAGCUUUUUGCCAAUUACUAUAAAUAAGUAAUUAAUUGUAAAUUGUAAUUAAGAAUUUGAAAACUUCUAAUACAAACGGAGUUGUUAUAACCUCUUUUACCAAAUGAAUUACUACAAAAUAGUGUGUUUUUCAUUUGUUAAAAGAGUUUGUUGUUAGACACUCCUGUGAAAACUUGCGUGUAGGCAUGCAAACGCACUGAUAACAUAGAAAUACAAUAACUAUUAUAACGAGUAUAUUUAGACAACUUAUUUAUAAAAUUCCAUUGAGAAGUGUGUACGCUUGUAAAUAAAGUAAGAAUUGAUAUUUCAAGUUUCUUUAAAACUAUUAGUCCAAAAAUUAAAUGAUAUUGUAAAAUUGAAAUAAUAUCUCUACCAUAAGAAAACAAACUAAUAGCAAAGAGAAAGAGAAGAUAUAGGAAAAGUGUGUAUUUCACAAAUAUUUCAUUUCAAAUGACUUCCUAAGACCAACAAUAAGCUCUCAUAUUUUGCAUCACUUCUAUAUAUUGCUUAUUAUGCAAUUUACUACAAAAUGUAUGUGACUAAUAUAAUUGCUUAAUUUUGUUGAUUUUUACUUUUACGGUAUUCUUUAAUUUGUUUAAAUUUCUUAAAGAAAAAUAUUCACAUCUUUUCAUGUUCACAUUAUAUUUCACUAUAUUUUGUUAGUAAUUGUUUUUAUUUUAUAAUUUUUAUAUCAAUUUAGCAUUGCUGUCUUGUAAGAGGCGAAGUUAGCAAUACAUUUUAAUUAUAUUUAGCUAAUUCUACAAUCUAUUUCAUAUGACCACUUCAAAUUGUAAAUUAAUUCAUAAUCUCGUAAAUAUGUUAAAAGCUAAUGAUGCCUCUUCACCGCACAUACAUAAUAUUACUAUUAAAUAGCUUAUUUUUUCUCAAUAUAUAUAAACGUAUUUAAAUAUAUUUUGUAUAUAUACAGGUCAUACCUGAAUUAUAGUCACUAUAUACUAUAUUAACGAGUUUGUAUGUACAUUAAUUGAAUAAUUGAGCUGGAUUUAUAAUUGUAUUGUAAUAAUGCUAAUAUUUAAUUGAAUGAAAAAUAAAUUUAAAAUAAAAUAAAUUAUAGUACUUUGUAUUUAAUAAAAACACAUUAUAUUAAGUAUUGAAGUAAAUUAAUUCUAAAGGUUUCACCCACGCAUCUAAUAACUGAAAGAGUACUCUAGACUUCAAAAAUGAAUAAAAACGCUGACAUCGACAUGCGAGAUUUCCUACUGGGGCAAAGUUUAGAUAUGUUGUACGUAGAUAACUUAGACCAAAUGUGUUGAAAACCUCGAGUGUGUUGAAUUUGGAUUCGUUUUCCUCUACAAUUUAAUAUCUUGGUCUUGAUUGAGUACAGCAACAUAUUUAAAUAAGUUCAUUAACUAUUUGCUGGAUAUUUUUUCUACCUGACAUGUAUUUUGAUGUAUUUUUUCAUGUACUGCGGCAACACUUGCUUUAGCUAACUUUGACAGUCGCUCCAUGCGAUCUCAGCUGUUGUUUCAGAUUACUUAUCAAUACAGGUACAUUUUUGUUAGUAGUCUGUAGAAAUAUGAGUUGGUGUGAAAUAAGUAAUAUAUUUCCUUAAUUAUAUUUAAUUAUAAUUUUUAAUUAUGUAGCGAUUUAAAUUCUAAUAAAUAUUCAGUGGUAAUUUGUGUACUGAUACAAACAGGCUGUCAGUUUCUAUUGUGGCGGUGUCUUGACCUAUCGAAAUCGCGGCGUAUUUUGGCAGUGUAAUAUGAAGUUGUUGACGAUAAUCACACUGUUCGUGCCCCUCAUUAGUGCCGAUAUAUUCCCGUUAUCCAUAAUUCACAUCAAUGACUUUCACGCAAGAUUCGAGCCUACAGACACAUCAGGCGGUACUUGUGAUGCGGGCAAUGAAUGCAUCGGGGGCUUAGCGCGAACUGUCUACACUGUAAAGCGAUUAUUGGAAGAACAAAAGGACCAAAAUCCGGUUUACUUCAAUGCAGGCGACAGUUUUCAGGGCACACUGUGGUACAAUAUCGGACGAUGGAACGUGACAAGCCAAUUUCUGAAUAUGCUGCCCGCAGAUGCUAUGACACUCGGCAAUCAUGAGUUCGAUCAUGGCAUUGAGGGCGUUGUGCCAUUUCUGGAGAGCAUCAAUUCACCUAUGUUGGUAGCAAAUAUGGACGCAAGAGAUGAACCGGAUAUGCAGGGCAAAUACCAAAAAUCGAUAAUAAUCGAACGUAGUAACAGGAAAAUCGGUGUCAUCGGUGUUAUUCUCGAAACCACCUAUGACUUAGCCAAUACUGGUAAUUUGAUCUUCCAAAAUGAAAGCGCUGCUAUACGUGAGGAAGCGCAAAAGCUGAAAGCACAGGGUGCUAAUAUAAUUAUUGCCAUUACGCAUUGCGGCUAUAAUGUCGAUAAAUUAAUUGCACAGCAUGCCGCUGAUGAUGUCGAUGUUAUAGUUGGCUCCCACUCGCAUACUUUCCUAUAUACGGGCGAUAAAUUACCCGGUCCAGACACUCCAUAUGGUCCGUAUCCCACCGAAGUUGUGCACGAAAAUGGUCAUCGCAUUCUGAUCGUUCAAGCUGCUGCUUAUGCCAAAUAUGUUGGUAAUAUAACAGUAUACUUUGAUGAUGAAGGCAACGUGGUCGAUUACUCGGGUGCACCGAUUUACAUGGGAUCCAGUGUACCACAGGACUCCGACAUUAUUGAAGCUAUGCAGCCAUGGAAAGAGAUCAUUGAUGCACAGGGUUCAGUGGUUGUUGGUGAGUCAAUAGUCGAAUUGGCAAUGUCAACAUGCAGCGAUUCCGAGUGCAAUUUGGGAAAUUAUUUCUGUGAUGCAAUGGUACAUGCUUUUGCUGGUUUAACACCGUAUUCUGAAAUGCCAUGGUCGAAUGUUUCUAUUGGUCUAAUAAACACAGGUGGUCUACGAGUGCCGCUAAGAAAAGGAACUCUCACAUAUGCGCAUUUGGUGACAAUGUCUCCAUUCGAAAAUGUACUUACCGCCUUCAAUUUACCAGGGCAUAAGCUCUUAGAAGCAUUAGAAUUUAGCGUACAACCGAUAGACAUAAAUAGUAAUACCACUAAUUCCCCAAUUUAUAUGCAAGUAGCUGGUUUAAAGAUCACGUAUAAUUACAAUAAUCCAGUUGGUGAGCGAGUCGUCAAUCUCAAGGUACGCUGUGCAAAUUGUGCCAUUCCACUUUAUGAGGAUUUCGAUUCGAGGAAAAUUUAUCGUAUCGUGGCACCUGAUUUUUUAGCUGAAGGAGGAGGUGGUUUCACCAUGUUCAGGGAUUAUGGAUCGGACUGGCAGAAGGAAAUGACAGAUAUUGAUGCGCUCCUAUCGUUCACCCGUAAUACCAGUCCCAUAUACAUAGGAAGAGAGAAACGUAUAUCUGUAUUGGGAUAACAAACAUUUCUUUAUAGAAUGCCAUUUUAACAUAGAUUUGGAUAUAAUAACUAGAAAACUGUAUUUGUUAUUUUUAAUAAAUUCAGCGAUUCUAAUUAUAUGAGUUUAAUAUUCGCAAAACAAUUUGGCAACAAAACUGAAACGAAAUGAGUUCGGAACUUUUUUGAAAAAAUAUUUCCUGAAAUUUUUGAAACUUGUUAAAAGUUCGCUGGUUACGGUUUUUAGUAUUAUAAUUUUUUUUUUUAACAAAUAAAAGGGUUGCUAAACUUUCUAAACUCUAAAUAUACCCUUUCUCAUUAAAUUUCUUAUAAUGCUACCAGCUAAAAGUUCAUUGACGAAAUUUUAAUUUUAUAAAAUUAAUUGUUUUGUUAGAUCAUUAUUAAAUUAGUACUUUUAUCUGUGCAAUUGAUGUAUUCAGACCCAGAAACUUUGGCUGCAAUUAUACCCGUUAAAGAAGAGGUGGAUAAGGUGGGGGCAAUUAUUCAGGGUGAGACUAAAGUGGAGUUGAGAAAGUCAACAUGUAGCAGUGAUGAGUGCAAUUUGGGAAACUUCUUUUGUGAUGCUAUGAUACACGCAUUCACUGGCUUAACACCGUACUCGGAAGGAUUGUGGUCUAACGUAUCAAUUGGAAUUGUAAAUACGGGUGCGCUGCGUGUACCCCUGAACAAAGGAAAUAUUACUUAUUCUCACAUAGUGACGAUGUCACCGUUUGAAAACAAACUCACUGCAUUCAACAUACCUGGUCAUAAACUAUUAGAAGCAUUGGAAUACAGUGUUAGCCCCAUUGAUUUGGAUAACGGAGUUAGCAGCUCCUACAGGUUUAUUCAAGUAUCUGGUCUUAAGAUAACCUACAAUUAUUCAAACCCAGUCGGAAAAAGAGUGGUCGAUAUUAAAGUUCGUUGUUCCGAGUGUGACAUACCUGUUUACGAGGAUUUCGAUUCAACGAAAAUUUAUCGUGUGGUCGCACCAGAUUUUCUAGCCGAAGGAGGGGAUGGUUUCGCAAUGCUAAGAGAUUAUGGUUACGAUUUUCAGAAAGAUAUGUCCGAUUUGGAUGCGCUGCUUUCAUACACAACUCAAGUAACUCCAAUUUAUGUCGGAAAGGAAAGGCGCAUUACUGUAUUACGGAAUUAAUGUAUUUACCAAUAAUAUCAUAUAUAAAAUGCCAAAGCCUUACUGUUGAUGGAAAAAAUUUGAUUUUGAAUAUGAUAUAGUAACAAACAUACAAUAUAAAUAUAAUAUUAAUAAUUAAAAUAUAUUUUGUUAAUUUGUGCUGUACUUUUAAUCAUAACCAAUACUAAUAAAUGUUAUAGUAUGCAUAAAAUUAUACACCCAAACAAUACUUAAAAUAAAUUUAAACUUCUUAACUUAAUAAAACUAAAAGUACCUUUUCUUUAAGCAAUUCAAAAAAUAUAUUCCAAAAAAAACUAUAUAUGUACAGCCGAAGUGCUUGUAUUCGCGGUAUAAUUAUCUUUAAAUAAUUAAAUGAAGUUUUUAUUUUAAUUUAAUAAUAAACACUUUACAAUUCAACUUUAGAAAAUAAUUUAAAAUUUUUUUUAGAUGAGGAAGUUUUAAAGCUGAGACAAAUAUGGGCUACUAAUAUCACUACUGAGGGCAAUGUUGUUGUUGGGACUUCCAGAGUAACAUUGCUAAAUAAUAACUGUGCUCACACUGAGUGCAAUCUCGGAAAUUUAUACACUGACGCUAUUUUGCAUGCGUUUUUACGCUUAGAACCCUACAAUACAAAUAUAUGGGCCAAUGCCUCAAUAGCCAUAACAACUAGUGCUGAAAUGCGAGCUCCCAUUGCGCGUGGCAACGUUACUUACAAAGAAGCUUUUGCGCUUUGUUCGUACGAAGGUGAUCUUAUUACCUUUGAUUUGGCUGGUAAAUAUUUGCUGGAAGCUUUAGAAUACAGUGUGUCAUCAAUUGAUCUAGAAAAUAAUGUCAACGAGACUCAUAAGUUUUUACAUAGUUCAGGCAUUAGAGUGACGUACAAUCUUCGGGCUGCUAAAGGAAAUAGAGUAGUGAGUGCAGAAGUGCGAUGUACUGACUGCGCUAUUCCCUUUUAUGAACCAUUAUCUCCAAAUAAGACUUAUCAUAUUGUUGCUGCCAAAUAUGUGGCCGACGGAGGUUAUGGAUACUCAAUGUUUACAAAUUAUGGAUCACCGCGCAACACACUUCCGGUGAAUGAGCUGACAGCUUUGAUCGAUUAUUUCAAAGUUGAAAUACCGAUAACUAUUGGAUUGCAGCGACGAAUUAAAUUAAUAUAAAUAAACAAAAAAAUAUAAGCGAAACCAAUACCAGAAAACGCAAAGUUCGAUGGCAUGACGAUGUGCAACGUGUGUUUUUUUCGAUUUUGUUGUAAAAAUUAUUUUUUCGAUAAAUUAAAAAAAAUAUAAUUAUUGAAAAAAUCGACUAAACUAUACAUUUAACAAAUUGAAUUAAAAUUAAAAAAUUGAAGUUUGCUAUGGCGGUGUUUACUUAAUAUUAAUAUGUUUUGUUUACGAACUAAUGAAGAUGUUAAACUUUUCACUCAAAUGGAGAUUUUUUAAUUUAUAAUAAUAACAGCCGGUAGCAUUGAUAUAGAAAAACGAGAAAUAAAAAUAUGCAAUAAAUGUCAAAGUUGAAAUAAUGAAAAUAAUCGGAAUCGACCCAAGAUAAGAUCGUAUACGAUAUUAUUCCAACGUGAUGUCGAAAAAGUCAACAAAGUGAAAUGAGAAUUUGCGAAGUUUUUUGUAUCGGUAUCAGACUAAUAUGAGCUCUUUGGCAACAAAUAAAUAGUGAUUCGUUGUAUAAUAUGAAAAAUAUCAAAUGUGAUUAGAUUAAAAAGAUAUUGAAAUAUCGGUGAAGGUCCAAAAUAGAGUUAUAAUGCAAAUUAAUCGAUACCACCGACAAAGAAAACGAAUUAUGUUAUAAAUCACUUAAAAUGGCAGAUUAAGGGGGCAUCGCAGCUUUAAUAGUGUCUUGUUAAUUUUCAAUUUAUAUUCAAUCGCUACGUUAGAAAUCCCAAAAUCAUGAGGGUUGUUGCAAUGGUCAGUGGUGGCAAAGACAGUUGCUACAAUAUGAUGCAGUGCGUCGCAGAGGGUCAUGAGAUUGUGGCACUAGCAAACCUGCAUCCAAAAGAUCGUGAUGAAUUAGAUAGCUUUAUGUACCAGACCGUCGGACACAUGGGCAUCGAAAGUUUGGCGAAAGCAAUGGGUCUACCACUUUAUAGACGUGAAACUAAAGGCAAAAGUACACAAACUGGAAAACAUUAUGUGCCUACAGAUGAUGAUGAAGUGGAAGAUUUGUACAGUCUUUUGGAGUUAUGCAAGAAUGAAUUGCAAAUUGAAGCAGUUGCUGUUGGAGCCAUUCUCUCUGACUACCAAAGGGUAAGAGUCGAAAAUGUUUGUAGUCGCCUAAACUUGGUAUCACUGGCGUAUUUAUGGAGGAGAGACCAGACUGAAUUGCUGCAGGAAAUGAUUGAUUGCCAAGUACAUGCCAUUAUAAUAAAGGUAGCUGCAUUGGGUUUAGUUCCUGAUCGGCAUUUGGGUAAAUCGUUGCGUGAAAUACAACCUCACCUGCUGAAAAUGCGUGAUAAGUAUGGUUUAAAUGUUUGUGGAGAGGGUGGUGAAUACGAAACAUUUACUUUAGACUGUCCGUUGUUUAAACAACGAAUUGUAGUUGAAGAUGUUCAAACGAUAAUUAGUUCCGCGGAUCCUGUAUGUCCGGUCGGGUAUAUAAACUUCACCAAAUUGUCGAUGCAAUCGAAAGAACCGACUCAAUGCUGUGAUGUUUUUGUAAAAAAGUCUCUGGACUAUAUAAGUGACCUAAACGAAUCAACGUACAGUGACCUCAGUGACCCAGAUCUCAGUGAAACUGAGCUAGAAUUGAUAGAGAAAGAAACCCGUUUACGUGAAUCCUUGAGUCAAAAUGAAUUGAUGAUAUCGCGUAGCAAUUCAUUUGGACGCCACUUGACUACUUCUUCAUCGCCCAUACCGAUUGUGACGAAGAGCGCUAGUGUCGAUGAACCACCGACACCGUCUUCAUUGUUUUCCUCAUCAGCAGCGCUGUGCGCUGCCUCACUACAAACCGCUGUCAACAACUUUGGUGUAGCGCAUCCAUUGGGCAGCAGUACGGCAGCAGUAUGUGGUUCGUUAUCAAUGGGUAUAUCAUCUACCGGUGCCACUGCCGGCAUAUCGACAGCACUGGCAACACAGCCACCCAGUCCAAUGAAAAUCGAGCGUGAAUUCCGUCCACUAAAAAAUCAGCCAAUGGCAGCAUUUAAUCAAAAAGGCUGGUUAUGGGUGGCGGGUAUACAAGGCUGCGCUGAAACCUUAGAAGAAGGAAUGCAUCUGGCUAUGCAAUCCUUGGUCGACUUAGCUGUCCAGCACAAUUAUGAAUUAACCGAUUACUGUUAUAUUACACUUUAUAUACGUUCAAUGACUGAAUAUCCUUUAUUGAAUCGUAUUUAUGGCCAAACAAUAAAUUUCCAAAAUCCACCCACACGAGUAUGCGUUGAAUGCCCUCUACCGGAGGAUUGCCACGUGAUAUUGGAAGCGAUUGCAUUUCGAGCGCCCAUGCGACGUCGUCCCACGUUAUCGACAAGUGAAGUAGAUGGUCAUAUUGAUGAGCACAAUAAUAGUGGUGAUGCAACGUUGAAGCAACGCCAAACCAUGCACGUUCAAGGAAUUUCCCACUGGGCGCCGGCAAAUAUUGGCACUUAUAGUCAAUCGACUAGGGUGGGCGAAAUAACAUAUAUAUCUGGUCAAAUUGCUCUCGUUCCUGGAAGUAUGACAAUUAUCGAGGGUGGUAUACGCCCACAAUGCAAGUUGGCUUUACGACAUAUUAGUCGAAUAGCAAAAGCGAUGAAUGCUCACGGUCAACUACGUGAUGUAGUCCAUGGUAUCUGUUUCCUGACCCAUCCAGCGUUUAUAGCCGAAGCGCGUCGUCAAUGGGAACGACGCACAACAAACGCUAUAAUGGAUUAUAUUGUUGUGCCUGCUCUGCCACGUGAGGCUUUGGUGGAAUGGCAAGUGUGGGCACAUACACAUAAUGAUCGCUUCGAAUACGAAGAAACUGGUUGCUCCGUAAGCGAUUAUACUAUCUCUAUAAGACGACGUUGGAACUAUGAAAAUAAUUGCGCUGCAAUUGUCUGUUAUGUAUCUACAGGUUUGGCCUCAUCCACCACACAGUUGACCCAAUUAAGUGAUGAUAUACUUAGCAACCAUUGCCGCCUAGCACAAAAUCUUAGUGCUGAAAACCUUGACGAAAUACUUACAUAUACUGUCAAUCGAUUGCUCAAAGAUUAUCCGAUCACUAAACGAAUAGCAGACUCAACGCAUGUCAGCACUGGCCACACAAACGAAUCGGAUGUCGUUUGUGCGACGGAUGCAAAUUCACAUUCAACUUCUUCAAUAAAUAAAAAUAGCCAAAUCCAAAUUAAUACGAACGUCGUAGGUGGAAAGAAUUCAACUGCCUUUUAUAUACCGGCAAUUCACCUCAAAGUGUUCUAUCAGGUUACUGCUGCACCGUCCGUGGAAUUACUGCUUAAUGCACUAUAUGACUUUCGGCUCAAAUGCCAGGAAACCGCCAACAUUGUAUACACAGUUUUGCCCGCCUGUAGUUUACAUAAUUUUAGUACUUUUCUAUCAAUUUGCGGCGUUCGUCAUGAAUAAAUGCGAGUUACUCUUCAAGACUUAUUGUAAUUUGUAAUCUAUCUAUUUAUGUGUGUACACUUAAUUGACCGAAUUUGGUUAUGCCUUUUGCAUUGUAACAAACACAGACAAACUUAUUAAUUGUUAAUAUAGCAUAAAACAUGCCGCGAAUUUUUUUUGGUAAUUAUUGUUGUAGUGUAGUUCUUAGACAUAUAUAAUAUAUAAGUCCAACUUUUUCGGAUUUCUUUUUUUAGUUUAUAACAUGUGUAACUAAGAAAAAACAAUAAUUUCAGAAAUCUUUUAUUUAUACUUUUAAAUUAUUAUUUGUUGCCAGAAAUUGAUAAAAAUUGUUCGAUAAUAGGUUAAAAGUUUUGUUGUUUAAGUAUAUAAUGUAGUUCAUCGCACUAAAUGCUUAUCGUACUGUUAUGUUUGGUUUAUAGCUCAUUUUUGUCACUGCUCCCGUUCAAUUUUCAACGAUUUAGAAAUUUUAUAAAAAAAAUAUUAUAAUCGAUGUCGUAUUUCGAUAUAAAUAAUUAGUUAAAUUUAUUGUAAUUUCUUUUUAACUUUUUAAAACAUUUUGUUUUUGCCUCUUUUUGCUGCGAUUAAGUGAUUUUUAGCAUAUUUCUUAACGUAAUAUAUAAUAUUAAUAAAUAAUUAACAAAGAUAGAAUUAAUUAUAAAAACAAAAACGUCUAUACUUACUCAUUAAUUCUGCAUAUAUACAUACAUACAUACAAACUUAUAAAACUGGACCUAAAUACCAAAUAUUAAAAAGAGAUUCUAUAACUCGCAUGUUAAAAUGUAUGUCUUAUUAAAAUUAUAAACUAUUUACUAUUAACCUCAUACCGUUUUUAUUGUUAAGAGCAAGAUGUGCAAAAGCGUAAUUUCACGUCUUUGUGGAUUCGACGUGUUUACCUUAUUAUACAUAGCACACUUACAAACGGGAAACCGCAUAAAGUACACAAAUUUAAAUAAAAUGAAGUCAAUCAUUUAAUGAUAAAUCUAACCGUAAAGAAACUAAGAAUUGUUAUCCUUGUUUUUAGUAAUUUGAUAAGCACUAAGUUAAUAAGUGGCAAAACUAAAUAAAAUAUACAAAAGCAAAUUGCUGAAAGCGAUAAUAUAA
Messenger RNA from Bactrocera oleae (olive fruit fly), 13944 nucleotides. Lineage: Eukaryota; Metazoa; Arthropoda; Insecta; Diptera; Tephritidae. The record is from RefSeq and is a predicted model, not a curated record.